CGUCUGCACUCUCUUCGGUACCGUGAGUCACCCAGCUGUGGUCCGGAGAACCCGGGAAGGCGUGCGUGGUCUCUGCGCAAACACUGCACCAUUUUGCAUAAGGCGUUUGAGCAUCCGUGGAUUUUGGCAUCCCGGGGGCUCCUGGAACCAGCGUCCCCCAAACACAGAGAUACAACCGCCUCUCUCUUCCGCUGUGGACCUAAGAGACAAACAAUGGGAACAGCAGAGGAGAUGAACCCAGAGGGGGAUGGAUACGAGGUGUAUUUGCUGCCGAGCAGUCUUCUGGAUACCCUUCUUAUUUCCAGCCUGUGUUCAGAUGACUGCUGGCUGCAGAGUGCUGAGUACCGGGGGCCUGAGAGGACCCUGCACUUGGAAUUGCUCUGUGAUGCUUUAGCUGUCUGGGUGGGCUAUGAACAGGCCAACUGCAAGGGCGAGCAGUUUGUGUUUGAGAAAGGGGAAUACCCCCGCUGGGACUCCUGGACCAGCAGCCGGAGGACCGACUCCCUCAGCUCCCUGAGGCCCAUCAAAGUGGACAGCCAGGAGCACAAGAUCAUCCUCUAUGAGAACCCCAACUUCACGGGGAAGAAGAUGGAGAUCAUCGACGACGACGUGCCCAGCUUCCACGCCCACGGCUACCAGGAGAAGGUGUCAUCCGUGCGUGUGCAGAGCGGCACGUGGGUUGGCUAUCAGUACCCCGGCUACCGUGGGCUGCAGUACCUGCUGGAGAAGGGGGACUACAAGGACAGCAGCGACUUCGGGGCCCCCCACCCCCAGGUGCAGUCUGUGCGCCGCAUCCGAGAUAUGCAGUGGCACCAACGGGGUACCUUCCACCCCUCCAACUAGCGCCCCAGCCCCAUCCCACCUGCCCAGAAGCCAGGGCUGCUGUCCGGGAUCCCGCCAGGCCCCCCAGCGAGUGAAUAAAGUGUGUCUUGCAACUUG
This is a messenger RNA of Chinchilla lanigera (long-tailed chinchilla), 939 nucleotides long. RefSeq names its product beta-crystallin B2. NCBI's taxonomy places the organism in Eukaryota, Metazoa, Chordata, Mammalia, Rodentia, Chinchillidae. The annotation marks the transcript as partial. The record is from RefSeq and is a predicted model, not a curated record. Gene Ontology annotation, molecular function: structural constituent of eye lens. Gene Ontology annotation, biological process: visual perception; lens development in camera-type eye. The transcript is spliced from 5 exons.